Molecule: messenger RNA, 1854 nt
Organism: Zingiber officinale
Lineage: Eukaryota; Viridiplantae; Streptophyta; Magnoliopsida; Zingiberales; Zingiberaceae
Product: stearoyl-[acyl-carrier-protein] 9-desaturase, chloroplastic-like
Exons: 3
Coding region: 20-1552 (510 amino acids)
Biological process (GO): fatty acid biosynthetic process
Cellular component (GO): chloroplast stroma
Molecular function (GO): stearoyl-[ACP] desaturase activity
Source: RefSeq, a predicted model, not a curated record
UCGAGUGUCGACGGUUGCAAUGUGGGAUAAUAUCCCCGUCUGCCGGCUUAAAGCCUCGAACCCCCAGCCACUUGUCAACCCAGCAUUCACCCUGAUUAACCCUCCUCCUACAUCACCAUGGGGCAGGCGUAGGGGGCCGUCGGGGCGGCGGAUUCCUCCUUUUUGUACCAUGAACACUUCGCCGGAGGGCAAAAUUGUAAUUUUGUGCCGCAUCUCUCUGACGAUAAAAGUCCAUUCCGCUCGCUUUCUUUCUCGCACCGAGUGCGUCGCCACCCCCCUCGCCGUCCGUCUGCCAGGAGGACUGGACCCUCCGGGAAGAGGAGUAGAAGCACGAUUCGAUCUCACAGACGCGGCGGCCUCAAUGGCUUCGAUGGUUUCUCGGGUGGCGUUUCGGGCGGAGCCCUUCCGCUGCUUCCCUCAAGCCGGCGGCGGGCGGAGCGCCAGAUCUUCCAGGGCGCCGGUGGCCUCCACCGUACGCUGCGCCUCCACCAGGAUAGACGCUCCAAAAAAGCCCUUUACCCCUCGUGAGUUACAUGUUCAAGUUACUCAUUCCAUGCCACCCCAGAAUAUCGAGAUUUUCAAAUCAUUAGAGGAUUGGGCGGAGAACAACAUAUUGGUGCACCUGAAGCCUGUCGAGAAAUGUUGGCAACCACAAGAUUUUCUUCCAGAACCUUCAUCAGAGGGCUUCUAUGAGGAGGUUAAAGAGCUGAGAGAGCGCUCUAAGGAGAUUCCUGAUGAUUAUUUUGUUUGCUUGAUUGGAGAUAUGAUUACAGAAGAAGCUCUUCCCACGUACCAAACAAUGCUAAACACCCUUGAUGGCGUCAGAGAUGAAACCGGUGCAAGCCUUACUUCGUGGGCAGUCUGGACCAGAGCAUGGACUGCUGAAGAAAACAGACAUGGUGAUCUUCUUAACAAGUACCUAUACUUGUCUGGAAGAGUCGACAUGAAACAAAUUGAGAAGACGAUUCAAUAUCUUAUCGGUUCCGGAAUGGACCCCAGGACAGAGAACAACCCAUAUCUCGGUUUCAUCUAUACUUCAUUCCAGGAACGAGCGACGUUUAUAUCCCAUGGGAAUACUGCAAGGCUUGCUAAGGAGCAUGGGGAUCUCAAAUUGGCACAGAUAUGCGGAAUAAUUGCAUCCGACGAGAAACGCCACGAAACAGCAUACACUAAGAUAGUUGAGAAACUGUUUGAGAUAGAUCCAAAUGGUACUGUUCUUGCAUUUGCUGACAUGAUGAAGAAGAAGAUCUCUAUGCCUGCUCAUCUGAUGUACGAUGGCCACGACGCUAACCUCUUUGAGAACUUCUCAGCAGUAGCCCAGCAGCUGGGUGUCUACACUGCCAAGGACUACGCAGACAUCCUGGAGUUCCUUGUCACAAGGUGGAAAGUAGGCGAGUUGACAGGCCUCUCUGGUGAAGGGAACCAAGCCCAGGACUUUGUGUGUACUUUAGCUCCGAGGAUCAGAAGGCUCGAGGAGCGAGCGCAGGGAAGGGCCAAGAAAGCACCUGCCAUACCUUUCAGUUGGAUUUAUGGCAGAGAAAUCCAGCUAUAAAAUCAACAAGACAUUGUUGCCAUCAAACUAGCUAUGCAAGGAAAUCAUCCCGUCCUGUGAACGUAAGUUAAUGAGAAUCUAUCAUAUCGUCGAGUCCCAGUCCGCGCGUGCAUCGUCAUUGUACAUACUCUUCAAUCUGUCAGUAGUGCCAUCUUGUGUACAAGUGACUGUUCACAACCAAGUCAGUUAUCAGAGUUGGAAAAGCUUCGUUUAUUUGAUGUUUUCUUUUCUUUUCAACCUGUGAACAAGUGACUGUUUUAUUCAGUGCAAUAAUGGAUGCACGUGGGUUUAUGUUUUGUUAA